Funneliformis caledonium is the source of this 171-nucleotide messenger RNA. The record is from the annotation of a GenBank genome assembly. NCBI's taxonomy places the organism in Eukaryota, Fungi, Glomeromycota, Glomeromycetes, Glomerales, Glomeraceae.
ACUUGGACGGGAAAGGACCAGAAAUUGCCAGAACUUUUUAUUGCAAAGCAGGCCUAUAGGAACGACUCAGGUACUGUUAAUAUCGCCAUCUCCGAUAAUAAUUCCCAAACGUGGGUAUUAACCUCCGUGAAUAGUGGACCAAUUCAAAUAAUCAAUCGAUCUUCUAACUAA